Messenger RNA from Eruca vesicaria subsp. sativa (arugula), 615 nucleotides. NCBI's taxonomy places the organism in Eukaryota, Viridiplantae, Streptophyta, Magnoliopsida, Brassicales, Brassicaceae. The record is from the annotation of a GenBank genome assembly.
AUGGGUUUGAUCAAAAGCUUUGAUGCUUACUUGAUGUUUGUGAUGUUAAUUGGCUUGGUGUUUGCAUUAGGCUUAUCAAAUGGUUACAAGUUCUAUGUAGGUGGGAAAGAUGGUUGGGUUCGUACUCCUUCCGAGGAUUAUUCUCAUUGGUCUCACCGAAACCGGUUUCAAGUCAACGACACUCUUUAUUUUAAGUACACAAAGGGAAAAGAUUCAGUGUUGGAGGUAAGUCAAGGGGCGUACAACACAUGCAACAUGACUCACCCCAUAUCUUCCAUCUCAGACGGAGACUCUCUCUUUGUGAUUAGCCGUUCAGGUCCAUUCUUUUUCGUCAGUGGAAACUCGGAAAACUGUCUCAAAGGCCAGAAGCUAGCCGUUUGGGUCAUGUCCACGGCCCACCAUAGCCACAGUCCUCAUCAGCCAUCUCCCUCACCAGCACCGACUCUGUCUCCUGUGGCUUUGUCAUCUCCAGCGCCUUCUCCGGGAGUGUUUCUUUCUGACUCAGAAGCUCUUGCUCCGGCUCCAGGACCCGAGAAAGCUCACAAUGCGGCCGGAGUGAUUGGUCCUGGGGUGGUUUCUUUAGGAUUAGUUCUUGUUGUUUUCAUAAUGGUCUAG